Molecule: messenger RNA, 2811 nt
Organism: Aphis gossypii (cotton aphid)
Lineage: Eukaryota; Metazoa; Arthropoda; Insecta; Hemiptera; Aphididae
Gene: Ada3
Exons: 10
Coding region: 204-2333 (709 amino acids)
Biological process (GO): regulation of transcription by RNA polymerase II
Cellular component (GO): SAGA complex
Molecular function (GO): transcription coactivator activity
Source: RefSeq, a predicted model, not a curated record
UUGUCUAAAAUCUGGGCAUUCCGGCAUUCGGCGGUAUUAUUAAAAUAUAAUAUUAUGUACUAAUUUAAUGCAAAGUUGACAAACAUUCAUUUUUUUUAUAUUUUUCAGUAACAUCAGUAAUUUUAUUUAUUGUAUUUUGGAUCGAAUUAUUUAAUUUCGAAACCCAUGUAACCAACUGUUGUUAAAACUUAUCAAAUUUAAUUAUGUCGCCAAAAAAACGACGUGGAGGAUCAAGAGGUCGUGGUAGAGGUAUAGCAAAAAGAAGAGGUCCAAAACCACGUCAACCUUUGUCUCCAGACACUCCUACUGCAGAUGAUACUGAUGCCGAGGGUACGUCCACAGAUGGUAAUGUGUCGUACAAACAGGUGAUGUCACCUACACAAUCGUCGUCCAGAAAAAAACAUGUUGAUUACAGUGAAGAAAGAGAACUGUCGUUACCGCGAUUAAAACCUACUGUCAUUCCAGAAAAUUCUACAUUCCUAUCUAUGUUGAACCGUGAUAAUAAAUCUGACUAUAUAAUGACAGAUGACGAAUUAGACCAUGUUCAAUGGGAUCUUGAAGCAAUGUUAACCAAUGCAAUUGUACGCAGAAAUACAAUUAGAGAUGAGCUAAGCACUUUUGCGUCCAUGCAGUUUGCUCGUUCUCUGCACAGAAUGGCUAAAAACCCUAAACUUCCUACAAUUAGACCAAGAGCUGCUGCAGAAAUAUCGCCUGUGAAUGAAUGUCGUAAGAUGAAGGUUGAAUUUGAUCCUACUAGCAAAGAACUACCACCAAGUAAAACUGAAUCAGCUAAUAAAUUUUGGUCGCUAGUUGAGCCAUAUCUGGCACAUGUAAAGAAAGAAGAUCUCAAAUGGUUAGAUGAUUUAGUUAAAUCGUAUAGCCCCAAUAAAAAAUUGUAUGAAAUACCCCCUCUGGGUGAACAUUAUGCAAAGAAUUGGGCUAAAGAAGAGCUAGAAAUGCAAAAACACCAGUCAUCAUGUUCUCCACGUCCACCAAAAAAACUUAAAUUUGCUGAACGUAUACCCCCUGAUGUUGUGGAACUAGUGGAUAAAGCUAAUUCUGCCAUACACGAUGGUAAUUCAUACACACCAGCUUAUCAAAGAGUUGUAACAGCUCUUUUAGAUCAUUCAAACAUGAAUUCAGAAGAUACUGAAGAAAAUUUUCCAGAAUAUGAUGAUGUUGAUGAAAAACCACAAGAAAUGAGCAAUGUUUGCAAAGAAUUUUAUGCAGAACAAAGUGUCAAGAAACAAUUGAAUAAAUUGGGGCUAAUUGGUCGUAAUUCUAAACCAGUACCAGCACCAGAAGAACUGCUACCUUCUUUAACUGUAGCUGAUGAAGAAAAUGAUGAAGUCUUAGAAGAAUUAGUUAAGUGUGACAAUGCAUUAGCUCAAUUAAGAGAAAUUAACAAAAAUCAUUUGACUCAAUUAUUGGGAAGAUGCCGUAAAGAUUAUUAUCAACAACUUAUAAAAAAUAAAAUCGAAAAAGUAAACAAUGAGAUUUUAAAUUUUAAAACACAGCAAAAUGAAUCGUGGACAAAGGAAAAGAAAAUUGCUCAAAUGUCUGAAGAAGAUGAUGAGCUGCAUUUUUUAUUAAACCAACGUAGCAAUUAUCUCGCACAAUUACAAUCAGUGGGAUCUGAAUUCAGUAAUUUGAAUUUAAGCCCAACUGUUUCAGAUGAAUCAGAAUCUAGUGAUGAAGACUGUGAACCAUCUAGUGUACAUAUUAAAACUGAACCAUCUGAAAAUGAUACUAGCAUUACAGUUAACAAUAUAACAAAUGAUGAAAAUCAGGCUGAAGAACGCAUUGAAAUUAAUAUAAAACAUGAAAUUAUUGAAGAGAAAAUGGAUUUUGAAGAAGCUAAUGACAAUAAUAAGGCUACAGAAUAUGAUGAAAAUGUUGUUAAUGAAGAAAUUCAUACUGAAGAAAUAGAAGUGCCUACAAAUGAAGAAAAUCAAACAGAUAAGGACAAUGAAAACAAAAUUAAUCAAGAGGAUCAAACAGAGUUGCAAACAAAUGUAAAGGUCAAUCCUCUUGUUCAAAUUAAAGAAGAAGAAAGUAGUUGUUCAGAAAAAAUCACUAACGAACGGCGGCGUAGGAAGACUAAAAAAAAUACUUCAGAAAGUGAACAGACAUCUAAAAUUGAAGCUAGAAAACCAAUUAAAAUUAAACAGGAACCUGCUGAUUAUGAUCUUGAAUCAGAUCCUUCAGAAGAUAUAAUCGAUGGUGUUAAAAGAGAACUUAGACCUCGAAAGUUAAAUGAGCCACGUAUUUAUUUUGAACCUUAUGAUGGUUCCACAAGUGAAGGAAGUGAUUUUACUGAUCUGUCAGAUUAAUUUUUAUACCAAGCAUCAAAAAGUUGCAUAUUAACAACUUAUGUAUAGCAAAAGUCUCACUAUUUAUAAUAUACAAAAAAAUGUUAAGUCUGAUUAAUUUUUUCAUCUUUAAUAAGUACACAAUUUUUAUUGUAUUAGAAUAUUAGAUUAGUUUUUUCAGAAUAAUAAUAAUUAAUAAGAAAUAAAGUUGCUAGAUUUUUUUUCAUUUUUAACCCCAUACCAUUCAGACAAAUUGUUAUGUGAAGUAUCAGAUACAUGGUCUGUCAAGUGCAUACACCGUUAAUCUUAAUUUAUAAUUAUUUUUUAUCUUUUUAUUGUUUUCAAAAUUAUCCAAAUACUAUAAAAUUAUUAAAAUUAUAAUAUUUUAGUAGGUAGCCAUUAACAAAAAUAUUUAUUUAUGAUUGCAGUAAUAUUAUCUAGUACUUAUGAUAUUAAAUAUUAAGUUAAAAAUGUAUCAAUAUAUUCAUUUAUAUACUAA